Molecule: messenger RNA, 2241 nt
Organism: Talaromyces rugulosus
Lineage: Eukaryota; Fungi; Ascomycota; Eurotiomycetes; Eurotiales; Trichocomaceae
Exons: 5
Coding region: 1-2241 (746 amino acids)
Biological process (GO): DNA repair
Cellular component (GO): Smc5-Smc6 complex; nucleus
Source: RefSeq, a predicted model, not a curated record
AUGGCCCCCGCGAGAGUGGACGAACCUCUUCUCGACAACACGCCGUCCCCGGGGUCUUCGUCCGAUAAAGAAAACCGUACACUUCCCGUCCCUCGAGGAGGAAAGCGAAAGAGCGACCAAGGCAUGCCCUCCCACGCCUUGCCCUCGGAAUCGUCAGUUACCAAGCGGAGAAGACUGGCUGAAAAAAAUGCAAAUGCUACUACUCAAAGCCAAGUCCAGUCAUCGCAAAGGCCCACUUCCGACUUCUAUGACCCCGACCAAGAUGUCACCGAACGUCGUGAGAUUAGAAAGAGCCUGCGGAAUCUCACCCGUGAUUUGCAUGACUAUAGGAACGAGUACCUUCAGGCAGGAAACAAGGGUAUCCUGAGUACGAUCCAAAAAGCGAACGAUAUUUUCGUCCGUGUCAAGCAGACAUCAGAUGCGACCGUCGACUCUCAUCUCUUGGUCAAUGCGGCGGAUUUAUCGUAUAAAAAAUCGGCACAACUCGCGACGGAUGGAGCAGUUGCUGGUAUUGAUGUUGACGAGUUUGUCUCCAAAUGCAUGUCUUUCAUGCGCCAGGGCCCGGCAACCGAGCCUUCCUCGAUACCUAGUAGUACUCAACGACGAACACAUCGCCGCCCCGAUGGCGCACAGAGUGAUGAAGACGAAGGGGAUGCAUUAAAUUGGGAUUGGUUGGGUCGAGCCGCAUGCUUUCCUCAUAAUGCCCGUCCGUCAUUGUCCAGCUUUCUCCUUGGUCCAUUGUCAGUCCAGAAACGCAGUCGACAGUUUACGCAACGAAGAGCGGCCAAUCGCAUUGAUAGAUCGCAGGUGGUACAGCCACACGACUUAGCGGAAGAGGACUUGGACAAGCAAGAGACGUCUAAUCUGACAGCAAUGUGCACAAGUAUCAAUGAGCUUCUGCGGAAAACUCAGAAGGAAAAUCAACAUGCCGCCAAUGAGGAGUUGAGUGCACUGACGGAGGAGCCCACUGACGAAGAGCUUCAAGAGGCCAUGGAUAGGCACAAUAUUUCCGAUGAUGGGGGCCUCUCACUCUUCCGGUUUUGCAUCAACCCCGAUUCAUUUGGACAAAGUGUGGAAAACCUUUUCUACGUGAGCUUUCUGAUUAGGGAUGGCAUCGUUGGUAUAUCUUUCGAUAGUCGAGGUUUACCUACUUUACAGGCAGCAACACCGUUUGCUCCAAGUGAAGCACAGGCGAAGGGUGUCCAAAGACAUCAAGCCGUCUUCAGCCUCGACUUCGAUACCUGGGAGGACUUGGUUAAGGUGUAUGAUCUGGAGAACAGGAAAUCCAUCAUUCCACAUCGGAAUGAAGAAGAGAUCCAAAACAAUCGGCCGCAAGGCUGUCCCAAGAAUCCUCUUCCUUUUCCAAACGCAACUACAGAACCCAACCACCCAGGAAAAAAUAACAAUUGGUCCCAGGAGCUGGAGAAAGUAUUCGCAAUGGCCUCGAAAUUAUUUACCGGCGAUCCGACCAAGGUCAUGGUGAUCCGCCAGGUCACUCCCCAGAUCACCACGUUGAGCGUCCCGUUUUCGCGAUUUGGUUUGAUCAAAUUUGGGGGGAGAGCCACUUUUGUGAAAUUAGCCACCGGGAAUAUGCUCGUUGUGUCUCCCGUCGCUCUGACGCCCGAAGUCCAAGAGACGAUUACGUCGCAAGGAGGAAAUAUCAAAUACAUCGCAGCGCCAGAUUUGGAGCACCAUCUAUAUUUGUCGGCAUGGAAGAAAGCAUUCCCCGAUGCAGAUAUCAUCGCGCCCGAGGGGCUACACGAGAAGCGCCAGAGCAACCCCGAGCACAAGGAUACGCACUUUACCCACAUUCUCACCAAGGCAAACAAGCAUGAUAUCCAUAUAUCAGAGGAGUUCGACAGGGAGUUCGACAUUGAAUACGUCGACGGACACGGGAAUAAGGAAAUCGUGUUCCUGCACAAACCGACAAAGACGAUGAUUCAGGCCGAUUUGAUCUUCAACCUCCCGGCGAAGGAGCAAUACUCGCACACCAAUGAAUCGCCAACAUCGGGCAUUUGGACGAAAAUCUUUAGUCCGUUGGUCUCAGCAAAUCCACCGCCCGCGACAUGGCACAAGCGCUUUGUAUGGUAUAUCACUGCCAACGACCGCAAGAGCGUUGGUGAGUCUGUUGCGCGCAUGAACGCCUGGGACUUCGAUCGGAUUAUUCCUUGUCACGGGGAUGUCAUCGAGACAGGAGGGAAAGCAGUCUUUCAGAAUGUUUUUGAAUGGUUUUUGAAAUGA